Molecule: messenger RNA, 524 nt
Organism: Vombatus ursinus (common wombat)
Lineage: Eukaryota; Metazoa; Chordata; Mammalia; Diprotodontia; Vombatidae
Product: supervillin-like
Exons: 4
Source: RefSeq, a predicted model, not a curated record
GGCAUCACCUACGGCCAUAACGCCAAUAAGCUCCCCCUUCAGCAAUCGAAUGAAGGGUACCACACCAAUCUCCAAACCCCUUGAAGAUAUAGAAGCCAAACCCGAUAUGCAGUUAGAGUCUGACCUGAAGUUAGAUAGGCUGGAAUCAUUUCUAGGGAGACUGAAUAACAAAGUUGGUAGUAUGCAAGAAACCAUUCUCACUGUUACUGGAAAAACUGUGAAAGAGGUGAUGAAACUGGAUGACUAUGAGACCUUUUCCAAAUUUUACCGCAGCGUGGAUGCAUCUGUGCCUGUAGGAAGAGUGGAGCUGAAUGAGGACUUCGAUGCAAUCUUUGAUCCUUAUGCUCCCAAGCUGACUUCUUCUGUGGCAGAGCACAAACGCGCUGUUAGACCUAUGCGCAGAGUUCAGUCUUCAAGAAAUCCUUUGAAAAUGUUGGCAGCAAGAGAAGAUAUUCUUCAAGAAUAUACUGAACAGAGAUUAAAUGUUGCUUUCAUGGAGUCAAAGCGGAUGAAAGUUGAAAAAA